AUGCAAAAAUACAUUUUGGUCACUGGCGGUGCUGGCUACAUUGGAUCACAUACGGUUGUGGAGCUUAUCCAACACGGCUAUAAAGUUGUCAUCGUUGACAAUCUCGUCAACUCCAGUUACGACGCGGUUUCUCGAAUCGAGUACAUCGUCAAACAACCCGUUCCGUUCUUCAAUGUCGACAUUGGAGACUAUGAGGGCCUUCUCAAGGUUUUCCAGUCUUAUGACAUUGGCGGAGUGAUUCACUUUGCGGCAUUGAAAGCUGUGGGCGAGUCGACAAAAAUCCCAUUGGAAUACUACGAGAACAACGUGGGCGGAACCAUUACCUUGCUCAAGGUUAUGAAAAAAGCUAACGUGAAAACCAUUGUCUUCAGUUCUUCAGCCACCGUGUACGGAGAUGCCACCAGAUUCGAGAACAUGAUUCCCAUCCCAGAGCAUUGCCCUAACGACCCAACGAACCCAUACGGAAAGACAAAGUACAUCAUCGAAAACAUCUUGAAGGAUGUGAGCACAGCAGACCCUACUUGGAGAGCGGCAAUUUUGCGCUACUUCAAUCCGAUCGGCGCUCAUCCAUCUGGUCUCAUUGGAGAAGACCCAUUGGGCAUUCCCAAUAACCUUUUGCCCUACUUAGCACAGGUUGCUAUCGGCAGAAGAGAAAAACUCUCCAUCUUUGGCAAUGACUACAAUAGCCAUGACGGAACUCCAAUCAGAGACUACAUUCAUGUGGUGGACUUGGCCAAGGGUCACAUUGCUGCUUUGAGCUACUUGAACAAAAUCGAAGAAGACAAGGGACUCUACCGCGCCUGGAACUUGGGAACAGGAAAGGGCUCCACUGUUUUCGACGUUUACCAUGCCUUCUGCAAGGCUGUUGGACGCGAAUUGCCAUAUGAAGUUGUUGGCAGAAGAGCCGGCGAUGUCUUGGACUUGACGGCAAACCCAACACGUGCCAACACAGAACUUCAGUGGUCCACAACCCUCAGCAUCGAAGAUUCGUGCCGUGACUUGUGGAACUGGACCACCAAAAACCCUUUUGGAUACCACACGGAAGGCUAUAGCUGGAAGCUUUUCGGAGACGAAAGCUCGCACCAGAGCAGAUUGCACACGGUUUCGUUUCCAGAAGCAAAGGUUGAGUUCUCUAUUGCAAACUACGGAGCUACUAUCCAAAGCAUUAAAAAAGACGGACACCAAUACGUGGCUGGGUAUGACGAUCUUUCCGGUUACAAGCAGGCACUGAAUCCAUUUUUUGGCGCCACUAUCGGAAGAGUGGCCAACAGAAUCAGCAAUGCUGAGUUUUCUAUUGACGGAUCCAAGUAUAGUGUCUCCAAGAACGAAAAUGGCACCAACUGCUUGCAUGGUGGUGAGAACGGAUUUGACAAGAACUACUUCUUGGGCCCUAUUGUCCGCAAAAACGAGAACAACGACAUUACAUUAAGCUUCGUCUAUGCCGAAAAAGAUGGCUCCAACGGCUUCCCGGCUGAUUUGGUCACUUAUGUCAACUACACCGUGAACUCGUCUUCUUUCCAAAUCGAGUACGAAGGCCGAGAUUCCACAAACAUCUUCAAGUAG
Messenger RNA from Clavispora lusitaniae ATCC 42720, 1563 nucleotides. It is a transcript of the gene GAL10, whose product is annotated as bifunctional UDP-glucose 4-epimerase/aldose 1-epimerase. Lineage: Eukaryota; Fungi; Ascomycota; Pichiomycetes; Serinales; Metschnikowiaceae. Gene Ontology annotation, cellular component: cytosol. The record is from RefSeq and is a predicted model, not a curated record. Gene Ontology annotation, biological process: beta-D-galactose catabolic process via UDP-galactose, Leloir pathway. Gene Ontology annotation, molecular function: UDP-glucose 4-epimerase activity; carbohydrate binding.